AACGUUACGUGCCAACCACCAUAAAACUGAAGAAGAAGAAGAAGAAGAAGAAGAAGAAGAAGAAGAAGAAGAAGAAGAAAACAAACGAGAAACACAAUUUUUCUCUUUAGUGAAACCCGAACCAUGUCAAAAGACAAGAGUACUUUGAAUCAGCUCAAAGACCUGGUGGAGCUAAAGGACCAACUGGAGGACAUCCAGAAGCGAGUAGAAGAUGAGAUCCAAGCUGGGGUUCCUCCUGGAGGCAGUCUGCUGGCUUCUCCUUUCCUGAAGGGAUUUCUGGCCGGUUACGUUGUUGCAAGGCUUCGUUCCUCAGCAUUGAUGGGGGUUGCAAUAGGAACGUGCACAGGGAUUUAUGCAGCGCAAACCUACGCUGUUCCGGAUAUUGAAAAGACGAUCAAGGAUUACAUCCGCAACCUGAAAGGAGGACAAAAAUGAGCAGAAAGUGGAAAUGGUAGAGAAAAGAAACAAGAUGGUGCCAGUGCAGCUACAUGUGGGGAACAGUUAUUCGAUAAAAGAGUUAAAACCAGGACAGAGAGACUAAUUUGUCAGCUAAUUGAUAUUUUUACUUGAUUCUGUCAAACUAGGGAAAGACAGAUUUAGUACAAGAAUGCAGAGAGUGUAAUUUCAUAAUAUAAUUCAAACAUAGUUGUGUGCAGAAAAUAUGACUUGUAAUAAUGAUUUCAAUUGAUAACCUUUACCUUUUAGCAUGACAGGGCUUUACAGUUACAGUGUUGACACUAUCUGAGCCAGUGGUUAUGCGACAGAAGGAAAUUAUUAAUCAAAGGUGAAUCAUUUUUCUAUAAAACGGUCAAAACCUAGAUUAGUGUAAUUGUUCAUUUGCGUGUUUCUACAUUUGCAGGUACGUUUUUGUUAUACUUUACAGAUUUGGUUUUACUUUGAAAAAACUUUAAACCAGAGACAAUUAUUCUCUUAAAUGUUAUCCAACUUUUCUUUAUGAUCCACCAUCUCCUUUUGAACAAAGCGUGUGAAAGCUAAAAUAUCUCAAGUUAAAAUUGUUUUAUUGCUUCUGAGAUUUUAAGCAGGGAUUUUUGUGUUUUCUGGAUAUUAUUAUUUCAGAGUGCCUAAAAUAGUUUGCAUGUGAUAUCAUCUCAUGCCAUUUAUGUGCAAUAGCCGCUUCCUGAUAAGACUGGGCUGCCUAUGCUGGAAAGUUUUUGAUCUUUUGCACUUGUACAGAUCCAAAGCUGUUACAAAAUAGUUUCUUUAUCUGACGUGUCAAAUGUUGUUGGUGAGGAAUUUGUUACCUAAAAUGUUGUGUUCGACUCGCGUGUGUACACUCAAACAUCUAAUCACUGAUACUACACAUGAGACUAGUGAAAUUAUAAAUUAAUUUGGGAAAUUGAGAGGACCACCACCUGCUGUUGAUUGGAAAAGAAAAGCCGAAUUUAAUUAGCAUAAGCGUGUCCAUAAAAACUUUAUAUAAAAAAAUCAUAUAAGUUGUAAGUGAACUUUUAUUGUUUGAUGUACCGGUAAUUAAAAAUAUGUUGAAAAUUUAGAUGCUUUUAAAAACAGACUUUUAGCACUUCAAAUAUUUAAGAUUCAAACUUAUUAGAUUUUCAAAAAUAUACUGCAGAAAAUAUAAUUGAUGUGAUGUUUUCAUUUACAUUUGUCUAAAAAUAAAGUGUAUUCUUCAGAUAGAGCUGUAGGAAAGACUCACUGGUUCUCUGUGUUGCUGCCAUCAGAAUUGGCAGUUUCUAUGUAAACAGAUGGGUCGGUUGCAGGUAAAUAAGCCGUAAAAGUAUAUAACGGUUUUAAAGGUGCAGCAGAAAUAUAUUUGUACUGUAUGAAAACUGGAACAGAAAAAAAAAGUGCCUCGACAAUCAUUGUUCUGUAUUUUUCAGUUUUUGUUUUCUGGCUUGUUUUGGUUUUGUUUCUCUACAUUGGUUGAAAAUUCCACUCUUAUAAUAAACCACCAAAACCGUCUGUAAUAGAUUAAUUUCUGGUUCUUAAAAAUAAAUGGGAAAAUUUGUA
Molecule: messenger RNA, 1989 nt
Organism: Nothobranchius furzeri (turquoise killifish)
Lineage: Eukaryota; Metazoa; Chordata; Actinopteri; Cyprinodontiformes; Nothobranchiidae
Product: SLC35A4 upstream open reading frame protein
Source: RefSeq, a predicted model, not a curated record